GUCUGUGGACGCACAACAAGAGCGUGUCAGCUUGUUUGAACACAGUUGAAAUACUGGAGCUGAGAGACGCCUGUAUCAAGUGUUGCUCUCCCGUUGACGAGGCUAAAUGAUGUCGGCUCCAGAGACGCGCUCUGUGUUCGAGGCCAUCCAGGACCUGGUUCUGAUGGGGGGACUGAGGGAGGUCACUGAUCCCCAGGGCCUGGUGCUGAUGGGGGGACUGAGGGAGGUCACUGAUCCCCAGGGCCAGGCCCAGCACACGGACCCCAGCGCAGGCAGCAGAGAGUCUCCCCCUGGCUGCGGGGAGGUGAACGGCGCGGGUGCGAGGCAGGCGAGUCCUGAGGGUGAGCAGAGUGGAGUCGCGGCGGUCCGAGAGGCCAGAGACGGCUCGCUGCCGGAGGUGUCGGACAGAAUGCUCUGCUCCGCCUGCCAAUCGCCCUUCGACAGCCGAGAGGAGCAGAUGGAGCACUACAAGCUGGACUGGCACAGGUUCAACCUGAGGCUGAGGCUGGCGGGCCGCCCCCCCGUCACAGCGGAGGAGUUUGAGAGGAGAACGGGGACAGGUGACAUGUCCAGCAUCUCUGGCUCAGACUCGGACUCAGACUCGGACUCUGACAGCGACCAGGGUUUCCAUGGAGACGAGGUGACCCCUGCGGGGUCGUGCAGCCCGGUGGAGACGGAGAUGCCCGCAGGUCGUGCGUCCAGUAAGGUGGUGUUCCAGAAUGCCCAGGGCCAGUUCCUGAGUGUGCAGCGCUGUAUUCUACAGGGCAAGAGGGCUGUGGAGGGUGAGGAUGUGGAUCUGGUGACGUCUCUGCUGGCCUUGAGCAGUAAGAGGGUGUGGGUCAUCCUGAUGACAGGAGGGGGGCACUUUGCUGGGGCAGUGUUCCGGGGGAAAGAGCUCCUGCAGCACAAGACGUUCCACCGCUACACGGUCAGAGCCAAGCGCGGAACCGCUCAGGGCCUUCGAGACUCGCAGAACCGGAGCCACGCCCCCAAGUCGGCAGGCUCCACCCUCAGGAGGUAUAACGAAGCCGCCCUGGUGAAGGAGAUCCAGGAGCUGCUGGAGAGCUGGGCGAGUCUGCUGCAGGAGGCGGGCUGUAUCUUCCUGCGUGCGGCCAGCUACAACAAGAGCAUGUUCUUCGGGGGCCGCACCCCUCCGCUGGACAAGAGAGACCCGCGCCUGCGCACGCUGCCCUUCCCCACCCGCCGAGCCACCUGCAGAGAGGUGCAGCGCGUCCACGAGAUACUGGCCACCACACACAUCUACGGUGGCGACGCUGAUCUCUCCAGCAUCUUCAGUCCCUCUAAGAAGGCGUGGAAGAGGAAGGCCAGAGCAGCCGUUACCACGACUACAGAGACCACAGGUGAGCAGGUGGGAGCUCAGGAGGAGGAGGAGGAGGAGGAGAAGGAGGAAGAGUGCGGUGUGGAGCUGGAGACCGUGGAGGUCACUCUGGACACACUGCACCUGCGGGAGCACGAGCUCUACACACACACACACACACACCCCGCCAAGAGGAAGCCACGCCGCCGCAGGAAGGACAAACACACCAAGCACACAGCACACACACACACAGAGGACUCAGGCAGCAGGUUGAGCCCUAGUGAGCAGGUAGGGGAGGGUGAUGAAGAGGGUGAUGAAGAGGUGGAGGAGGAGGAGGAGGAGGAGCCGUCAGACGAGCAGAGGAACAGUAAGGGCCGCGGCAGGAGGAAGAACAAGAGGGCCAAGGACCAGCCACAGAGUGGACACACACACACACCACCACAGGACGAUGUAGCGCUGGAGGGUUGGGACUACAGCUUGAGGGACGCUCUGUACACGGCCUGUAAGACGGGUGACCUGGCGUCCCUGCACACACUCCUCCACCUCCCUCCCCCGCUGCACACACUCCUCCACCUCCCUCCCCCGCUGGACGAGGAUGACCGAGAGGACGACGAGAACAGGGCGACGGACGAGCAGUCAAAGGUCACGACCCCGCUGACCUUCCUAAACCAACCCAUCGACCAAUCAGGGUUCACGCUGCUGCAUGUGGCGUCGGCGGCUGGACAGAAGGGCGUGGUCACUCUGCUGAUGGACGUGGGGUGUGACCCAGCCUGCAAAGAUAAGAAGGGCCAGCCUCCGUACGUAGUGGCCCCUGAGAAGGACACAAGGAACGUGUUCCGCAAAUACAUGGGGGACCACCCGGACAAGUACGACUACACUAAAGCACAGGUGCCAGGGCCCCUGACGGCGGAGAUCGAGGCGAAGAAGGCGGAGAAGAAGAAGGCCCUGAAGACGGCCAAGAAGCAGCGAGAAAAGGAGCAGAGGGAGGUGAAGAGGAAAGAGGAGGAGGAGAAGGAGGAGAAGAAGCGCUUCGCUGCCAUGAGCGACCGGGAGAAGCGGGCGUUGGCGGCGGAGAAGCGGCUGGCAGAGCAGAUGGCCUCCACUGGUGCCCCCAUCAGCAACGUCAAGCGGUGCUGGAUGUGUGGGGAGUCUCUGCUGGGCAAGGUGCCCUUCCAGUACCUGGACUACUCCUUCUGCUCCCCGCGCUGCGUGCAGACGCACCGCAAAGCCAACAACCCCACCGGGAAGCCAUGACCUUUCACCUCCUGACCUCCUGACCUCUGAGCCCUCACCUACCCCAACCCAUGACCUGAGUCACAGACGCGACCGGACCCUGCACACUCUACAAGUGGAUGAAUCUCAAGAGUCCUCUAGACUGGAGACAUGAGUGUGUGUGUGUGUGUGUGUGUGUGUGUGUGUGUGUGUGAGUGAGAGAGAGUGAGAUUGCUUUCAUCGACCCCCAGUACACACAUGAACUCUUGGGUCUGAGACUGUGCCAGUGUUUUAAUAAAAGAGCAGACUGAACGGCCACUCGUAAUCCAGCAUAUUUCACACAUACCUGCAGGACUGCUGUAAACUCCUCUCCCACCUCUCUUAAUCCAGCAUAUUUCACACAUACCUGCAGGACUGCUGUAAACUCCUCUCCCACCUCUCUUAAUCCAGCAUAUUUCACACAUACCUGCAGGACUGCUGUAAACUCCUCUCCCACCUCUCUUAAUCCAGCAUAUUUCACACAUACCUGCAGGACUGCUGUAAACUCCUCUCCCACCUCUCUUAAUCCAGCAUAUUUCACACAUACCUGCAGGACUGCUGUAAACUCCUCUCCCACCUCUCUUAAUCCAGCAUAUUUCACACAUACCUGCAGGACUGCUGUAAACUCCUCUCCCACCUCUCUUAAUCCAGCAUAUUUCACACAUACCUGCAGGACUGCUGUAAACUCCUCUCCCACCUCUCUUAAUCCAGCAUAUUUCACACAUACCUGCAGGACUGCCGUAAACUCCUCUCCCACCUCUCCAGCCACCUUGGGAGCAUGCAGUGGACUGGCUGCCCUCAUAGCUCCUAUGCUGAUGUCCACAGCCCUCUCCAACCAGCUCACCUACACACACUUAAACACCAUCCACAGCUUUCACGACUAGCUCACCUACCCACCUUCCACAGCCUUCAUGACUAGCUCACAUACACACACUCACACCCCUGCCCUCUCCAACCAGCUCACCUACACACACUUAAACACCUUCCACAGCCUUCACGACUAGCUCACCUACACACACUUAAACACCAUCCACAGCCUUCACGACUAGCUCACCUACACACACUUAAACACCAUCCACAGCCUUCACGACUAGCUCACCUACAGUGCACACACUUACACCCUCCACAGCCCUCUCCCAACAUGCUCACCUAUACUUACUGUACACCCUCCACAGCCCUCUCCAACAUGUUCACCUACACACACUUAAACGCCUUCCACAGCCUUCCCAUCCAGAUCACCUACACACACUCACAGCCUACUACUGUCUGUGAGCACACGCACCUCUGCUACAGCCGAACUGAUGAGGACGAGGAUGAAGAUGAAGAUGGUCAUCUUCAUCCUCCACAUGACGGGGCUGACUACAGACCCAGUGAAGGAGUCGGACUUAAAAAUAAGACAAUCAAAACAAUCUGGAGCGUGUCGGGGCUGAUACUACCAGUUAGGACCUAUCACAUGGCUGUGAGGUCAACCUGUUCUGUUCCGUAUGAUGUUGAUACCAUCUGUAGUUUGCAUGUUUGUGUGUGCAGUAUUUCUGAGCCCCAAUGUCUUAACUUUCUCCUGAUGU
Sardina pilchardus (European sardine) is the source of this 4134-nucleotide messenger RNA. It is a transcript of the gene ankzf1, whose product is annotated as ankyrin repeat and zinc finger peptidyl tRNA hydrolase 1. The coding region runs from base 107 to 2572 and encodes 821 amino acids. Lineage: Eukaryota; Metazoa; Chordata; Actinopteri; Clupeiformes; Clupeidae. The transcript is spliced from 17 exons. The record is from RefSeq and is a predicted model, not a curated record. Gene Ontology annotation, molecular function: protein binding.